AUGACAACAGCACACAGACCCACAUGGUACAAUGCCAUCGGGGGGGAAAAUCAGGGUGGCAACCGCAAGGUGAGCCAAACCGCCAAGGUCUGCAGUAGGGACUUGCCAGGGCACACCAAAAUGAAGACGAGGGACCUGAGCGACUACGUGGAGGACAAGGAAGUGUUCAGGAAUAACCUCAUUCAGCUCGAAGGAGGAGCUACGGACAAGGAUAACAGCCACAGGCUGCUAGCCAUCGAGAAUAUAAAGAGGCUCACCAAUCAUGACUACACCAACCCGUUUCCGGAGGACGAGGAUGACGAAGUGGAGGAGGAGUGGAAGUCGCGCAGGCGGAAAGGGGGAAAGAAGGCCAAACGGAAGGGUCCAGCGACGGGCCGUUCGACGAAUCGCGCGAAGGGAGAAGGAAGUCAAGAGGGUGGUCAGUCAGAAGAUCGGUCAGACGACCGGUCAGCUGCUCCGUCAGCUGGUUCGUCAGACGGUUCGUCACACGGCUCGCCAGAGGACCGGUCGGAUGACCAUUCGGAUGGUUCCUCUGAUGACCAGUCGGAGGACGAGGAGGAGAAGGAACUCCUGAGGGAGCUCGAAAAUCUGAAGCGAGAGAAAAUGGAGAAGCAGCGACAGGAGAAGCAGGAGCAGGAACUCCUGCAGAGCAGAAAGAACAAUGUACUUACCAACAACCCGCUCAUAAACCUGGAGGACAAUAGCGACAAUGAGGAGGGCGAAGGCAUGAGCAGGAAGCGAAAGUGGACCGAGGAGGCCAUCUUCCGAAACACCUGCGAGAAAAAGGAGAAAAAGAGCACCUUCAUCAACGACACCGUGCGCACGGCCUUCCACAAGAAGUUCCUCUUUAAGUACAUUCACUGA
Messenger RNA from Plasmodium cynomolgi strain B, 864 nucleotides. RefSeq names its product cell cycle control protein cwf15. Gene Ontology annotation, molecular function: RNA binding. Gene Ontology annotation, cellular component: catalytic step 2 spliceosome. The record is from RefSeq and is a predicted model, not a curated record. The transcript has 2 exons. Gene Ontology annotation, biological process: mRNA cis splicing, via spliceosome. NCBI's taxonomy places the organism in Eukaryota, Apicomplexa, Aconoidasida, Haemosporida, Plasmodiidae. Bases 1 to 864 code for a protein of 287 amino acids.